UCAUAGUAUAACGAAAAAAUCAGACAUUUAUAUCCGUAACUUUUGGCUGACUACAUAAUUUUUGGAUGUAUCGCCAAAGAAAACAAAAAUUUGUAUCGCAGAGGGAUCAUACAAUAUUGUGGGACGUGUCGAUGAAAAUAAUAUAAUAGUUACACAUCAUCUGCGCAAGCGGCAGAAAUAUCCACGCUUCAAAACUGCCGAUAAAACAACGAAAUUCGAAUAUUCGGUGUGUUAUAUGAUAACGAUAACAGUGUAUUGAAUUUAAAAAGAAAUAUGUACAUAUGUAUAUCGAUAGGAUAAUUCGAGGCUCUUCGAUCAAAGCGGGAUGCAGCGACGUUUGAAUAAUGGUACUGCAUACUGGUUGCAGUGAGAGAAACGGGAGUUCUCUCGACGAUGAUACUGCACCCUCAGUUAGACUGCAGCAUAGCGUCGAGGAAUUUCCCCAAGUUAAAACAGAAAUAGUCGGACUAAGAGAAGAAAUAACGAAGCUGGGAUUCGCCGGCGUCCAUGAUCGUGGUGAGUCCGUCUCGUCUGCGUCCGUUGAUUGUCGGCUUCAACAGCUUCAACCUCGGCGAAAAAACGCGAGUAAAAGAUUUUCGCUGUUUCAUUGGUUCAAAAAAACGGCUAAUCCUACUGAUCCCGAAACCAACGAACAUCAGCGUCCUCGGGGAAACAAAGGAAACCCUAAAGGGUCAUCGAACUCUGUCAGGCAAAGUGUGAAUAUUCCAGUGACCACUGCAGCUCCGGGUAAUACGUCCCCGUGCAGCCUUUAUUCCAGUUCAUGCAGCGUUGAUACGUCCUGCAGUACGGCGACCGUCCAUAGCUUCACUUUUCGACCUGGCAAAAGUGAGACGAAAUUAUCAAACGGUAAUCUCAACUGUGAAUCGAUCGGAAAAUCCUUACGAAAUCGACGACGCGCCCGUUUUCAUCGUUUCCGUAAACACUCAUCGGCGGAUGAUUUCGCGGUGAGAUCGUCAUGCGGCAGUUGCCCUUUUGAUAGUGACGAUCCGUUAUCAUCUAAUAAUCCGGGUAGUUCCGGUAGAGCUGAAAAAACGAAUAAUAAUAACAAAUAUCGUGUCGUUAGCAGUGCCGCGGAUUUACCUUGCACCGGAAAAAUAAUUAGCGACAACAAGAACGACAACGGUUCGCCGACCAACGAAAAAAAAAGCGAACUCAUUAAACAAGAAUCACCGUUCUAUCAUUAUCGCAGUCUCCCAACUUCCGGUAAAAAUGCUGACCUAGCCAAUAAUUGCAAAAAAAGGUACUCUCACGUUAGAGGUAAACGUCGGGCCCCGAAACCACCAGGUGCAAUCAAUUCGGAGGAAACUAAGUGUAAGACAAAAUUCACGUCAUUUGCAGCAGCAGCGGCAAGUAGUGCAGAGAAUAAAACUUAUACAAUUAAUUCGUCCGGAGUUAAUUCUGUACGAAGGAAAAGACGAGCGCCGAAACCUCCAGGGGAUAAUCGUGAGCCUUCAGAAACAGCUGGAAAUAGUAAGAGAUGCCCUACGACGAUAUCAACGCUCACAGGCCCGGAGGGUUCAUCGUUGACGGAAUCGUCAAACCGAGAAAUUGGUGAAUCAGAAGUCACUGAAAAAAAUAAAAGUACAUCUGGUUGUUCAAAAUCCGCGGAUGAGCGUGAAAACAAAAAAGAUUCAGACCGGUAUUUAAUAAUCAGUAACGAUACCCUAAAACUAGAAGGCGGAGUUUUGCUUCCAACAAAAUCAAAUUCCACGUCACAAUUGUCGCAGACCGACACCGAUAAAGUUCCGGUUCGUUGUGAAUCUUCUUUGACAGAUAUGGACGUCUUGCAAGAUCGCUCUUCGGAUGACAAAUUAAAAAAGCAAAGUUCAUUGAUACAGGGUGAAAAUUUGCAAUCUAAUCACGUGGCUCCAAGGCCUUGGUACAAAAGAAGUAACACAACUUUAAGUGAAAGAGAUAUUUCCGGCUCUUUUAGAAGGGAUGUUCUCAAAAUUCCAACCCUCUCGAAAUCUCGGGAUAGAAACAGUCGGUUUUUCAGUCAUCAUGAGGCACCCGUCUCGAACCACGAAGCUGCCGUUGACGUCGUUUCAUUCGACAGAUCUUCAUUCUCAAGAAUAAACAAUUUUUUUGGGAGAACGACUGAUAGACGAGAUCACGAACAUGGUGGAAGAAAUCCUUCUAAAAAUAAGGAAGAAAAACGAAAAUCGAAUCUUUCAAUUCUGACUAACAUAAGCGAAUUGGAUAGGGAAGCUGCUGCUAUAGUCCAAGAAGAACAGGCCAGGAAUCAAGCAUUCCUUGCUAGAUCUUCAGGGUCGUUUCAAGCCGAGUUUGAAAACAGAACACCUAGUGGCGAAAUUAUAUCCGAAAUGGUUUCCUCGUCAGUUGAACCACAGCGGCGGGGGACCCGGGCACUGAUCUCUAAAUUCAAUGCAAUUAGCAACAUAACAAAGGUGACGGUGAACGCGACAUUCUUUGCUAAAUCUGGAGCCCAACAGAAUCAACCGUCAAAAAUUGACGUCGUUAGAAGAGAGCCGGCGCAGACGAGUAACCGGCUGAGCAGUUAUGAUCAAAAUAAUAGAAUCGUUACGAAAAGAUUAUUGUACGACGGAACCGAGCAAAUAAAUGAAACGGGGGAUGUUUCGUCCAUAAAUUUUUUUCGACGCCUCGAAGCCGAAGCCUGCAAUCAAACAAGAUCCAGCAGUGGUGAAAGGAAGAAUAUCGUUGAGGAUAUUCGAAGAACUGAACAAAGAUCCAGUGCUACAGGAUGGGAGGAAAAGAUAAAACGAUAUUUCCCCGAGAGGACAUCGUCUGCGGCUAACGGAAGCGAAAAACGGUCCAGAUCGAGAGAUCAAAAACCAACGGCUACAACAAAUCUGAGAAAGGAAGCUGCCGGAAAUUCUUACAAACAAAAACAAUCUAGAAGCGAUAAUUCUUCGCGGGUUGAUCACGCCUUCGAAUAUCGCGAUAACAGGACAAGCAGGCGGCUGCAACAGGAGGAAAAGUUAGACUCGGAAAAAAUAAUCGCUGUUAAUACAGUGGUGGAACAACUCUCACGAGCCGAUUUGAAAGAAAUGCUCAUAGAAAUGAAACACUCGUUGCCCAAAAGACCGAAAGCGAAAUCGGGGGCUAAAUCCGCUAAUCCUCCGACGACGAGCAGCGAACAAGUAGCUGCACCUUUCAGUGCGAUCAAUCCUAAGAAUGAACAGAGCUCACCCGUCUCCAGAUUAACGAACGACGAAAAAGUACAGAUUAAAUCCUCGAAAAUAUCCAUAGAUCAGAAGUCUAAAAUUGCCACUUCAAACCGCCUGAGUAAAUUAGAGUCAAACUUACGCUCUGCAGGAUCAUCGGGUGGUUCGCAACGCCCUGAAGAAAAAGUAGUUCAAAUCCUACAACAGCAGGGGCUGAAAUCGAAUAAAGUGUCGUCAGCCGCUCAGACUAGUGCCAAUUUGCGGAAAAUCGAUCAGAAUCCAACUGGGGAGAAACUCAACGAUCGGCAUAAUCCUAAGUCCGGAUGGAAACGCGAUGAAACGAUAUGCACUGCGACCGGAAGAAAGAUCAUCGGUGCGGGCCUGACCCGAAAUACUUUUCAGCUGAUAAGACCCAGAGAUUUCGCCUGUAUCGAGGCUCUGAAAACUGAAAAAGGAACUGCGGUAAAAGAUGGUCAAAAUACAUACAUGAACGUGAUUGAAGACUCGCUUUACGCAAAUACCGUGAUUACAAACCCAUCCAAUAACUCAUUGCCGGAAGAUAAUAGCGUUAAGAAUUACAAAAUUGGUGCAGUUGGAGGAAGCGCAAUUGCGAAUAAUGAAAAGAAAAUUGUCAGCGAUAAUAAACCCGAAAAUAUACAACACUUCGUUACGGAGGUCAAGGUAGAAGAAGAGAAACAGAAACCGAGAAUUCUGACCUCGGGCAAUCCCAAGACCGGUACAGAUCAAGAAGCUGAUGAAGAGAAGCCGAAUCCGGAAACGAACAUGAACACCGUAGCGAUAAACCGAUUGCUUCGAAAAUUGGAAGGUGCAAUCGCAUCUGGUCAACAUCAACAAGCUGCUGGGCUUGCCAAGGAACUUGCACAGUUAAAAAUCCACUGUUCGGUAAUCCGACAACGGUCUGGUAACGUCAAAACAUCGGAUAUAAUCACCGUAGACAUGUACAUUGAAGAUAAAUUGGCUCACCAAGGUCCUAUACCACUGCAUCUAUCCUUGAACUCGACAGUCGCAGAGCUCAAGAAAAAAGUAUUUGCAGAAUUUGAUAUACCAGUUAACGUACAACGUUGGAUAAUAGGAAAGAAUUUAGCUGAUAACGACGAUCAUACUCUAAACGAACUUAACGCUAUAGACAGAUCUUCAAUAUUUCUCUACCUAGUUGCACCAGAUUUACAGAAUGACGAAGGAAUUCGCCCUGAUAAAGUGGUUGCUGAAGAGGAGGCUGCUGAAGAGGUAAAAAUAACUGCGGCUGUUGAGGAAAGAACGGAAGUGGUACCAGUCGUCGAAGAAGAAGAGGCAGAGGUGAAACCCGAAGCUGUUUUGCAGGAACCUACUACGAUUGAUGCUAAAGAACCUACGAUAGAAGAAUUGAAAUUAAAGAGAUACGAGCACCUUAUGUCGUUGGAAAACUCUGACGUGAUUCCAAAUUCUGUACCCAUCGAAUGCCCUAUCUGUUUUGCACCUUAUGGACCCUACGAAGGAGUUAUUCUCAGGGACUGCUUACACAUGUUUUGCAGAACUUGUAUCGCAAAUACAAUUCUGUACUGUGAUGAAGCUGAGGUAAAAUGUCCAUUCAGGGAUCCAGAGUAUACAUGCGAGUCAACUUUGCAAGAGCGUGAAAUCAAAGCGCUCGUUACUCCUGAAAUCUACGAGCAACAUUUGGCGAAGUCGGUAUCACAGGCAGAAAAUAAUGCAGGAAAUAACGCUUUUCAUUGCAAAACACCAGAUUGUCGAGGCUGGUGCAUUUACGAUGAUAACGUCAACGUUUUUCUAUGUCCUGUAUGCGGCGUUAAUAAUUGCCUUACAUGUCAGGCUAUUCAUGCGAAUAAGAAUUGUCGAGAAUACCAGGACGAGAUUCGACUAUUGAAAGAAACUGAUCAGGAGACAAAAAGAACAGCAGCCGUACUCGAGGAGAUGGUUGAAAGUGGAGAAGCACUAGCUUGUCCAACUUGCGCGGUUGUACUUAUGAAAAAGUGGGGCUGCGAUUGGCUUCGCUGCUCAAUGUGCAAGACUGAGAUAUGCUGGGUGACGAGAGGACCACGUUGGGGUCCGGGAGGUAAAGGAGACACUUCUGGAGGAUGCAAAUGCGGUGAGAAUGGAGUAAAGUGUCAUCCACGUUGUAACUAUUGCCAUUGAAGAGUGCCCGCUAAAAUUCAAUCACUUAAUAGUUCAGCCGAUUCACGGAUAUCGAUGAAUGCCGUAUUUUCACCGCUUAGUAUUGUUUGAUUCAUACAUCGUCUAAUACAUAUAUUUUUUACUCAUAAGCUUUAGUGGUAUUGGUGACAGUAAAUGAGCAAUCCGAGUAAACGAUUAAAUGCAGGUAUAUUAGUGGAAGAAUCAGCCACGAUAAUACUUCGAUUCUUCUCUCAUUGUCAGAAAAAGCAUCGUCAAGUUAUAGUCGUAUGUAAGCUGCUCAUCAUUGAUUCGAUAUUUUCACUUACCUGAACAACAUAAGGCAAUCAUUCUUUGAUGGUUACAUCAAUAUAUGAAGCAAAAACAAGCAAUAACGUUCUUACUUUUUCUGUUACAUAUUCUAUUUGAUGGUAGCUGAUGGAAUGAAAAAUAUCAAAAAAUUUGUAUAUUUGUAUAUACGGUCACUAUAUUUUUACCGAACAAUUAUUUGGCAAGAAAGCGAUUGUAUUCUACAGUUUUAAUUAGCUCGCGAAACGGAUUCAUUGUUCGAGCUCACGUUCAAUUUUAAUAAAUUGGUUUUGGAAGACUUACAUUAGCAUUAAAAACAGCAAUAAUCGGCGUUAAAUGCAACUAAUGUGAUAAAAUCAGUCUGCAAAAAUCAAGACAGCGAUAAAUUGUGGAUGUUAUAGUCGGGAUAGAAAACGUGAUAUACCAUUGUAUUUAUACAUGAACUAUUUAUGUAAAUAUUCUCUUCAGGGAUAAAGCUUUGAUAAUUUAAAGAACAGAAUGAAAAGAAAACUGUUAUCUUCUUCAGAAUUAUCACGUUGAAACGAUAUCAUUAUUUACAUACUAAUAUUCAUAUAUCAGCAUAUGAAAGAAACAUACAUACAACAUCAUUUCAAUUGCGUUCCUACAUUUUUGUAUCUUUGAGUGAUUUUUAUUGAAAAAUUAAUGUAACUCUUUGAUGAAUAAAUUAUAUUUACGAA
Athalia rosae (coleseed sawfly) is the source of this 6301-nucleotide messenger RNA. RefSeq lists its product as uncharacterized. The coding region runs from base 345 to 5318 and encodes 1657 amino acids. NCBI's taxonomy places the organism in Eukaryota, Metazoa, Arthropoda, Insecta, Hymenoptera, Athaliidae. The transcript has 10 exons. The record is from RefSeq and is a predicted model, not a curated record. Gene Ontology annotation, biological process: proteasome-mediated ubiquitin-dependent protein catabolic process; protein linear polyubiquitination. Gene Ontology annotation, molecular function: ubiquitin-protein transferase activity; ubiquitin binding. Gene Ontology annotation, cellular component: LUBAC complex.